CUUGUCCCUAUGAAGUUUUUUAUGUAGCAAAUGGUUUGCUACAGUAAUAUCAGUGUGGAUGUUUCCAGUGGCCUUUACCCAUGUACACCCUGCAUCUUUAGUUUGGUUUCUGAGAAGACGGAACUGUAUCUCCCAUGUAAAUAAUGUUGUUAAGGAUAGAGUCUAUAACUGCACUUUCUCUGCUCUGCAGCGCUACAGCCCACUAUCCUUAGCCUCAGAAAAGAGACUUCAAAUUUUAGUAAAUAAAAUUCACCCAGAGUAUGGCACACUAAACUUUGUGGGAUGCCAGUCUUCCUUUAAGUCAACUACUUCUGUUAACCCCUACACUAUUUGUAUGUAUUCAACAAUUCGGCAACUAUCAAUGAAGGACCAGAGCAGCCAGCCCACGAUGUGUAAACCUAAAGCACCAUCGUCCACUGUGGAGGCAAACACAGCCAUCGUGGGCAUGUGGUCAGUCACCCUUGGAGCUGUGGGUGCUGCCAUUGUAGGCAUAAUUCUGGCCAACACCGAUUUUUUCUUGACUAAGCCUGAGUUUGCCACUGUUGAGUAUCUGGAGAAUGUUGAUCUCAUAACCACAGAUGGAAAUGAGAAGGUAUUUAAAGCUCGAACUCUGUGGGAGACAUCUGGAGCAGUGAUCAUGGCUGUACGGCGGCCUGGAUGAUUUUUGUGCAGAGAGGAAGCUGCCGAGCUAUCCUCUCUGAAGCCCCAGCUGGACAAGCUUGGGGUACCUUUGUAUGCUGUGGUCAAAGAAAACAUUGGUACCGAGGUACAGGAUUUCAAACCACACUUUGCUGGAGAUGUCUUCCUGGAUGAGAAGCAAGUGUUCUAUGGUCCUACGCUGAGGAAAAUGGGUGGUCUUGGAUUCAUUCGUCUGGGAGUUUGGCAGAACUUCAUAAGGGCCUGGAGGUCAGGUUACCAAGGAAACAUGAAUGGAGAGGGCUUUAUCCUGGGUGGGGUGUUUGUCAUUGGAUCUGGCAAGCAGGGAGUUCUUCUGGAACAUCGGGAGAAGGAAUUUGGAGACAAAGUCAGUUAUGAGUCUGUUUUGGAGGCAGCUAAGAAAAUAGUUCAGAAAUAGAUUUGAUGUUUUUUGUGUGCUUAUAAAUGCUUCCCUAGGAAUUAUUUAUAGUUAAUAAACAGGUUGCUAAUACAGAACAAAACACUAAUCAAUCAUGGUAGUAUUUUUUUUAGAAACAUCUUUUUUUUUUUUUCCCAUUGCUUCAUCUGAUGCUGUGAAUGCACAGGAAAAGAGUUUCUGCUGAACUGACACGAGAGUAUCUUACAGACAAAAAAAGUACAAAGUGUGUCAGUAAUGGUGUUUACGAUUGCAUCAUUUGCAUCAUUCAGGUACAUAGUUCUGGAAAUUUGUGCACUGUUGUUUUGCACUUUAGAAGCUGCUCAAUGUCCGCUGUGUGACUGUGGCUUGGUUUGUGUGUUUUUAAUGAAGGUCUGACUCCAAACUCCUUAGUGAACGAGCAGACUUGAAGCUUAACAUACUUUCCUGCUCACCAGCUUUUCAUUAGUGGACAUCCAAAGAUUCUGAAACAAGUGGAAUGUGCUAUACAAUAAAAACAGCAGUCAUGAAAAA
Tachysurus vachellii is the source of this 1585-nucleotide messenger RNA. It is a transcript of the gene selenou1a, whose product is annotated as selenoprotein U 1a. Lineage: Eukaryota; Metazoa; Chordata; Actinopteri; Siluriformes; Bagridae. The record is from RefSeq and is a predicted model, not a curated record. The transcript has 6 exons.